AUGGGUAGAGGUGAUAGGUGCAGUGUUAGAACUAAAAAAUGCCCAAAAACGGCUGAAAAAUCUAAACAAAAGGCACAUACAAAAUAAAUAUCAAAAAAAAUUUAAAACUCUCACGGGAAUACGUGCACCAUAAAUGUAAACACCCAUGCUAUACUAAGUAACUCAACAGCUAUAAAGGUAAAGGCUAGAAAGGUAUCUUAAAAACGCAUACCUUCCAAUAAAAUGAUUUCCACUGAAGAUUAGAAAGUAGAAAGAAAUGUUAAAAAUCCAUCGCUUAUACUUAUUGAAGAUGAAUCCCAUUCCACGAAUUUUGAAUCAUACGCAAGUCCGAGAAUGAAUUGUGUAGUAAGCUAGUCACCAGCUAAUAGCCCUUCUUAAGACUAUAAUAAUUAAGACUAUUGCUCUCAUAACUAGCAUUUGCACCCGAACUAGAACUCAAUAUUCUACUCAAUGAGAUGCGGUGGCAAUGUAUAGUAGUAGUCUAGAAAUGGUAGCAAGACUUCUAUUGAGAACAUUAAAUCACAUCAAUCAAUCAAUUUUUAGGGUGAAGAUCUAUUAAGUCUUAAUCCACUUUAAAACCCUAAAAUGCGCUUACCUUCCGAGUAUUCUUCUUUUAUCGAAGUACCUACAGUAUUUCCUACUGAAGAGGAAUUCAAAGACCCCUAUAAAUUAUUUGCUAUGUUACAUCAAUAGGGUUAUCACAAACAUGGAAUAGUUAAAAUUAUCCCUCCUAAGUCUUGGAAACCCUAAUAUAAUUUUGAUAAAAUUACAGAAAAAGUUACAACAAGAACUCAAAUCUUGGCUGAGCUCUCGCAAGCCUAGCCUUUCUCUUAAAAUAAUGACUAAUACACUUACAAAGAAUUUAAAAAGAUGGCAGAUGAUUUUAAAAAAACGUAUAAAUUUUAGACCAAAACAAACUUUUAGAACGAAUAUCGUUAAAUUGAAUAUGAGUUUUGGGAGCAUGUAGAGCACCCCGAACUAUUCAAGGACGAGCUAGAAGUUGAAUAUGCUGCCGACUUACCCUCAAAAAAAUAUGGAUCAGCAUUCUCUGUUAUGGAUAACAUGCACAACUCUACCUUCAAUUUGAAUAACAUCAACUCUAUAAAAAAUUCUCUAUUUUAGCACUUUUCUAAAGACCACAGUGGCAUAAGUGGGAUCAGUAAUCCUUGGGUAUAUUUAGGAAUGAUGUUUGCUUCUUUUUGCUGGCACGUAGAAGAUUUAUAUAUGUGCGCCUUAAAUUAUUUACACAUAGGAGAAGCUAAAACUUGGUAUGGCAUUCCUCCAGAAUACAAAUACAAGUUUGAAGAAGUCUAUAAGAAAACAUAUCCUCAAAUUUUCAAAAAGAAGCCUGAUGUUUUAUUUCACAUUAAUUUGAUGCUAUCUCCUGCUGUUGCUUUAGAAAAUGGGAUACCAGUUUACAGAACUGAAUAAAAACCAGGCGAGUUUAUAUUUACAUUCCCUAAAACAUACCAUGCUGGAUUCUCUCAUGGAUUUAAUUGUGGAGAGGCUGUGAAUGUAAUUACUUUUGAUUGGUUCUAAAAUUAUUAAGAGGCUGUAUAGUACUAUUAAACAAUAAAACACCCGACUAAAAAUUAUUUUAAGAGUGCCUCUUUUGCUGUUGAAUGGUUAAUUUCUUAAGUUAUUAUGAACAUGGAAUAAUCAAAAUUCGAUCUUUCAACUUUAGUUAAAAUAAAAGAGGAAUGGAGCAAAAUUGUUUAAGCAGAGUAGUAAAAAAGAAAAAAAGUUUUAGCCAAAUAUGGAGAAGAAAAUGUAAAAAUAUGCGAGUUUUCAAACAAAAAGGAAAGAUAUGACAGACAUAUCUGCUGGCUUUGUGGAUAUUAUAGUUUUUACAGCUACUUAUUUUGUAAUAGUUGUAUUAAAAAGAGUUGCACCAGCCAUGAUACUCCUUGUAAGUGCAAUAAAACUCCUUAACUUUUCAUUCGCUUUACAGAUGAGGACUUUGCAGAGUAGGAAGAAAUAAUAAAUUAAAAAAUGAAAGAAUGCUCCUAAUGA
Messenger RNA from Tetrahymena thermophila SB210, 2013 nucleotides. RefSeq names its product JmjC domain protein. Gene Ontology annotation, molecular function: histone demethylase activity. Gene Ontology annotation, biological process: chromatin remodeling. The transcript has 5 exons. Gene Ontology annotation, cellular component: nucleus. The record is from RefSeq and is a predicted model, not a curated record. Lineage: Eukaryota; Ciliophora; Oligohymenophorea; Hymenostomatida; Tetrahymenidae.